UCUCUAGUUCUCAACAAUUCGAUGAAGGAUUUUCUGAUUCGUUCGAUCCUAUUUUCGAAUCCAACAAUAUACAGCUCGAUGAAAUAAAUGGCGAUAAUUUAUUAAUUGAAGAAAUUAUCGAACUUUCAACCCGGCUUUCAUUUAUAAUAACAACUUAUUCAUUGAAGAACAAA
This is a messenger RNA of Racocetra persica, 173 nucleotides long. The record is from the annotation of a GenBank genome assembly. Lineage: Eukaryota; Fungi; Glomeromycota; Glomeromycetes; Diversisporales; Gigasporaceae.